AAUUUGUUACACUCCAAAAUUCAAUUCGAUAAUUAGGUACACACACGUAUAAAAGGAGAUUCCUGUUAUUGUGUAUGAAUUUAAAGCUUCCUCCUUCACAACCUAGUUUUCCUCGAAGUCCAAACUUUCAUCAUUUCUAAGGAAACUUUAUUAUAAGCUCUUGGAAUGGAAGACACAAGUGAAGCUUUGAGGCACUGGAUUUACAAAAGGGAGAGAAUAGAAGAGGCAGAUUUUCCAGCUUGUUGUAGUUAUGGGCCAAUCAGUUGGGAAAAUCCUUCCAAGUGGCAAGGUGUGAUUCUUGGGCCUCCUGGUUCUCCUUAUGAAGAUGGUGUCUUUUUUCUCUCCAUAGAUUUGCCUGAUGAAUACCCUUCCAAGCCUCCCACAAUCAAGUUCAAAACUAAGGUUUUCCAUCCAAACAUCGACGAAGAUGGGACAAUUUAUGUUGACAUUCUAGAAGAAGACCAAUGGAAUCCCAUUCAGACUAUUGAAACCCUGUUGCUUUCCAUAUGCUCGCUCCUAGCAGAUCCUGACCCAGUCGACCCUUUCUAUUUCAAUAGAAGUUGCUAUCUGUACCAAAACGACUGGGAAGAAUACAACAAAACAGCCAAAGAAUGGACCAGAAAGUAUGCAAUGGGACAGUUUGACGACGACUUGUAUAAGGUUGUAACGACAUAAUUUGGAUCUUCGGAGAAUUCUGUUUAAUUGGGGCAAAAAAAGGUUCGAGUACUGCUGAAUACUGUUAUUAUGUUAAAAAUGAGUGAGAACAAUAUGUGGAUAUGAUAAAACUAAUUUCAUGUGUAAAUUUGUGUUGUUGGGUAUUGAAGUCACGUUAGGGAACCGAGUUUCGAUGGC
This is a messenger RNA of Morus notabilis, 852 nucleotides long. RefSeq names its product ubiquitin-conjugating enzyme E2 11. The record is from RefSeq and is a predicted model, not a curated record. The transcript has 3 exons. Bases 166 to 675 code for a protein of 169 amino acids. Lineage: Eukaryota; Viridiplantae; Streptophyta; Magnoliopsida; Rosales; Moraceae.